AUGCGUUCUGAUCCAGGCUGCUGGACGUGUCGUGUUCGGCAUAAGAAGUGCGAUUUGAAGAAACCCGCUUGCAAAGAAUGCAGCGACCGACAUGUUCACUGCCAUGGGUACGGGCCCAAGCCAGCAUGGAUGGACGGCGCAUCGGAAGAACGAAAGGAACGAUCGCGAAUCAAGGUCGCGGUGAAAGAGAAUUUUCGGCAUGUCAAGAGGAUGCAGCAGCGAGCUCUUCGGAGACAUAGGGAACAGUCUCGAAUAUCUGAAUCCCCGGCAUAUUCGCCACCUUUAGCUGAGGAAGAUGUUUCCGACACGCAGCUUGCUCGAGCUGAUAGCAAUGGUGGCGUUGACUACCAAGAGGCCUGUCUAUUAAUGCACUAUCUCGACCAGGUCUUCCCAUGGCAAUUCCCGUAUCAUAAUUCUCGGUCUUGUCUAGGAAACCGAGGCUGGCUCUUCUUUCUUCUAAGUAAACGUGGACCACUCUACCACGCCGCCCUAAGCCUUUCUUCCUUCCAUCAGAGCGCGAUUCUCGGCACCGACGAGGAAUUUCAGCAGAAACAGAAAGCACUAGAUCACCAUUCAAGAGCUCUGCGAGAGCUCUGUGGUCUUAUGAGUGAAAAGGGGGAUCAAUUGUGCGAUGAUUAUUCUCAAUUGGCAGAAUUCUUGGCGUGUAGUUAUAUGUUGAUUAGUUUUGAGGUCUUCAGCGGUGCAGAACAUGACUGGCUUCCACAUCUAGACGCUGUUGCUUCUGUUAUGAGUCUGUUGUCGCCCGAGGCUAUCUUAGCUCCGCGGUCUUACAACCACAACAAUGAUAUGGAAAAUGGAAUUUACGAGAGCCUCGAGUUUCUCAUGGUCUCUGUGACAUGGUUUGAUCUCUUUGCCUGUCUUUCAACAGGCAGUGUACCGCGACUUCCUUAUAAACGCUGGCUGCAAUCUCCGGGAUUCAACACAGCAGAUCUCAUGGGCUGUCACAACUGGGUUAUGAUAGCAAUUGGCGACCUAUCCCACUUCGGGGCAUGGAAAGGCUGGCAGGAGAGAGAUGGUCUGUUAAGUAUACGAGAGCUCGCAAGUAAAGCUCAAGAGAUAGAAAGACGAUUGGAGAGUGGCCUUGAGAGCCUGGAUCUGGAAAGAGGGGGAUAUACGAACGUAGAGUCUCUACCGAAUUGGGUCUCUCGCCUAUUCGCGCUUGCUGCUUUGGUACUACUUCACACCAUCGUUUCCGGUCCGCUACCAGCACUUCCAGAGAUACGCAGCGCUGUAGCUAGAAGCAUCGUCGCUCUUCAGAAUAGGCCCAAGGCGUAUUCUCUCACAGGCUCGGUGUGGGCAUUAUGUGUAAUAGGAUGCAUGGCUGAGCAGCACCAGCCGUUCUUCGAGAGUUUAAUGGUGGAGCUGGUGCGGGAGUGUGGGAGGUUUGGGAAUACUGCGACGGUCUUGAAAAUUAUGAGGAAGUGUUGGGCGAUGCAGAAAAUUGGUCCUGCGGAUUGUCGGGUUACGAUGGGUGAAAUGGGAGUUUAUGCUAUUUUGGUAUGA
Aspergillus glaucus CBS 516.65 is the source of this 1524-nucleotide messenger RNA. RefSeq names its product Zn(II)2Cys6 transcription factor. Gene Ontology annotation, molecular function: zinc ion binding; DNA-binding transcription factor activity, RNA polymerase II-specific; transcription cis-regulatory region binding. NCBI's taxonomy places the organism in Eukaryota, Fungi, Ascomycota, Eurotiomycetes, Eurotiales, Aspergillaceae. The record is from RefSeq and is a predicted model, not a curated record. Gene Ontology annotation, cellular component: nucleus. Gene Ontology annotation, biological process: positive regulation of transcription by RNA polymerase II. The transcript has 4 exons. The coding region runs from base 1 to 1524 and encodes 507 amino acids.